GGAACGCCAAAACAUAUCAAGCAGCCUCGACAAGAGAGCAGCGGACGAUAUGGCCUGUUCAACGGCGCUGGCGAAGGGUUAGGCAUCGGCAUUGCUAUCCUCCUCAGUAUACACAUCUUCUUCGACCACGGCUACAAUUGGACUGGUACCUGGGGACCUUCGAUGCUUCCUACUCUGAACGCCAGCGGCACCAGCGUCAUUGUCUCCAAAUGGUAUCGCCGUGGUCGAGGCAUACAAGUUGGUGAUCUAGUGUCGUACAAACAUCCUAUACAGGGCGAGAUGACGACCAUUAAAAGAGUUAUCGGCAUGCCGGGCGACUUUGUGCUUAGGGACACGCCUGGCAAGGGAGAUGGCACCAUGAUACAGGUUCCUGUUGGUCACUGCUGGACGGUCGGAGACAACCUGUCAGCUUCGCGUGACUCGAGGAUGUAUGGCCCCGUGCCUCUGGCCUUGAUUAAGGGCAAGGUUGUCGCGAUAUGGAAUGACUGGCUGGAGAUGCCGCAACCGGUACACAACGCCUUGAGGGAUUACAACGACACCGAAGACGUGCAAGAUACAGCAAUC
This is a messenger RNA of Aureobasidium musti, 564 nucleotides long. Lineage: Eukaryota; Fungi; Ascomycota; Dothideomycetes; Dothideales; Saccotheciaceae. The record is from the annotation of a GenBank genome assembly.